Molecule: messenger RNA, 3847 nt
Organism: Phacochoerus africanus (Common warthog)
Lineage: Eukaryota; Metazoa; Chordata; Mammalia; Artiodactyla; Suidae
Gene: ZMIZ2
Product: zinc finger MIZ-type containing 2
Exons: 19
Coding region: 242-3010 (922 amino acids)
Biological process (GO): protein sumoylation; regulation of transcription by RNA polymerase II
Molecular function (GO): SUMO ligase activity; zinc ion binding
Source: RefSeq, a predicted model, not a curated record
GCGGCGGCUCCAUUGUGCCCUCGGAGCGGGCGGCGGCGCGAUGGCGCGGGUGGCGGCGGCCCCGGGGCAGCGGGCGGCGCUGAGGGCGGGCUGAGCGCAUGGAGCAGUGCGGACCGGGGGCCACGGCGGCGAAGGGCCGGGCCGGGCCGCGCGGAGCCAGAGCAGCUGAGUCCCACAUAAGCACCGGCGAGGGCCGCUUCCUGCCACGCACAGACCCGGCCUUUGGGCUGCUCCCAAGCCCAUGAACCCCAUGAACCCCAUGAAACCUGCCCUGCCCCCCACGCCACAUGGUGAUGGUCCAUUCGCUUAUGAGGCGGUGCCUUGGCAACAGAGUGCCACUCAGCCAGCAGGAUCGCUGUCUGUGGUCACGACCGUGUGGGGAGUCGGCAACACGGCACAGAGCCAGGUUUUAGGGAACCCCAUGGGCCCCGCAGGGAGCCCCCCUGGCAGCUCCAUGAUGCCUGGCGUGGCAGGUGGCAGCUCCGCCCUGAACUCCCCGCAGUGCCUCGGACAACAGGCGUUUGGCGAGGGUGGUGCCAGCAAGGGCUACGUGCAGCAAGGGGUGUACGGACGAGGGGGCUACCCCGGGGCCCCCAGCUUCACCACUGGGUAUGCAGGUGGCCCUGGGGGGCCGGGGGGCCUGGGCCUCCCCUCUCACGCCGCUCGGCCCUCCACCGACUUCACCCAGGCGGCAGCAGCUGCUGCUGUGGCUGCUGCCGCCGCCACGGCCACAGCCACGGCCACAGCCACGGUGGCUGCCCUCCAGGAGAAACAGAGCCAGGAGCUGAGCCAGUACGGAGCGAUGGGGGCUGGACAGUCUUUUAACAGCCAGUUCCUGCAGCAUGGUGGACCCCGGGGGCCCAGUGUCCCCAGCAGCAUGAACCCUGCUGGCGUGGGAGGGCUGAUGGGCCCCUCCGGCAUGAGCCCCAUGGGCCUGAACCCCACCCGGGCAGCGGGCAUGGCGCCCCUGUAUGCGGGGCAACGCCUUCCCCAGCACGGGUACCCUGGGCCCCCCCAGGCCCAGCCACUGCCUCGACAGGGCAUCAAGAGAGCCUACUCCAGUGAGGUCUGUCCCGGGCAGCAGUACCUGCCAGGAGGCCAGUACGCACCUGGCACCACCCAGUAUGCAGCUGGGGCCGGGCAGCCCCCCGCCCCCUCCGCCUACCCCGGGCACAGGCUGCCCCUGCAGCAGGGCGCGGGCCAGUCCCUGUCCAGCUCCGGCCCCGUAGGACUGCACUACAAGCCGGCAGAACAGUUCAACGGGCAGGGUGCCAGCUUCAACGGGGGGAGCGUCGGCUACAGCCAGCCUGGCCUGAGUGGGCCCGCUCGUUCCAUCCCUGGCUACCCCAGCUCCCCACUACCAGGGAGCCCCACGCCGCCUAUGACCCCCAGCAGCAGCGUCCCCUACAUGUCCACCAGCCAGGAGGUCAAGUCUCCCUUCCUGCCUGACCUCAAGCCCACCGUGAGCAGCUUGCACCCGUCACCCCCUGGCAGUGGCCCCUGUGACGAGCUGCGGCUGACCUUCCCCGUGCGGGAUGGGGUGGUCCUGGAGCCCUUCCGCCUGCAGCACAACCUGGCCGUGAGCAACCACGCCUUCCAGCUCCGCGACUCCGUCUAUAAGACCCUGAUGCUGAGGCCUGACCUGGAGCUGCAGUUCAAGUGCUACCACCACGAGGACCGACAGAUGAACACCAACUGGCCGGCCUCCGUGCAGGUCAGCGUCAACGCCACCCCGCUCACCAUCGAGCGCGGCGACAACAAGACCUCCCACAAGCCCCUCUACCUGAAGCACGUGUGCCAGCCCGGCCGCAACACCAUCCAGAUCACCGUCACGGCCUGCUGCUGCUCCCACCUCUUCGUGCUGCAGCUGGUGCACCGGCCGUCUGUCCGCUCCGUGCUGCAGGGUCUCCUCAAGAAGCGCCUCCUGCCGGCUGAGCACUGCAUCACCAAGAUAAAGCGGAACUUCAGCAGUGGCACCAUCCCCGGCACCCCUGGGCCCAACGGAGAGGAUGGGGUGGAGCAGACGGCCAUCAAGGUGUCCCUCAAGUGCCCCAUCACCUUCCGCAGGAUCCAGCUCCCUGCCCGAGGUCACGACUGUCGCCACAUACAGUGCUUCGACCUAGAGUCCUAUCUGCAGCUCAACUGUGAGCGAGGGACCUGGAGGUGCCCCGUGUGCAACAAGACGGCGUUGCUGGAGGGCCUGGAGGUGGACCAGUACAUGCUGGGCAUCCUCAUUUACAUUCAGAACUCUGACCACGAGGAGAUCACCAUCGACCCGACGUGCAGCUGGAAGCCGGUGCCUGUGAAGCCUGACGUGCACGUCAAGGAGGAGCCGGACGGGCCGGUGCUGAAGCGCUGCCGCACCGUGAGCCCUGCCCACGUGCUCAUGCCCAGCGUGAUGGAGAUGAUCGCUGCCCUGGGCCCCGGUGCCGCUCCCUUCGCCCCCCUGCAGCCCCCCUCAGCCCCGGCCCCUGGCGACUACCCCAGCCAGGGUUCCAGCUUCCUGGGACCCGGGACCUUCCCUGACUCCUUCCCGCCCACCACACCCAGCACCCCAACCCUCACUGAGUUCACCCCGGGGCCACCCCCCGUCUCCUAUCAAUCCGACAUUCCCAGCAGCCUCCUGACGUCAGAGAAGUCCGCCCCCUGCCUCCCAGGCCAGAUGGCACCAGCGGGUCACCUGGACCCAGCCCAUAACCCCGGGCCGCCGGGGCUGCACGCCCCCAACCUCGGAGGCCCCCCAGGGCCUCAGCUGCAGCAUCCGAAUCCUCCGCCAGCAUCCCGGCAGCCCUUGGGUCCAGUGAGCUCGGGGCCCAUUGGCGAGCUGGCCUUCAGUGCUGCCACAGGCAUGAUGGGGCCCCCCAUGUCUGGGGCGGGGGAGGCCCCGGAACCGGCCCUGGACCUGCUCCCAGAACUGACCAACCCCGAUGAGCUGCUCUCCUACCUGGGCCCACCUGACCUCCCCACAAACAGCAACGAUGACCUGCUCUCUCUCUUUGAGAACAACUGAUCUGCCCACCUGGCUGGCGAGGACACGCCCACAGAUGGCACACACCCUUCUCUCUAGCCCAGCCCCACCUGACACCAGCGGCCCUCCCAACGCGUACACCUGACGCCUGGCCCCGAGGCAGGAGGGGACCCCCGGGGCAGCGGCACUCUCUGGACCAGUUUGCAGCUGCAGAACUGUGUGUGCUGAGAAGCGCAGCCCUGGCCCCGUCCCUGCCCUGACCCCAUCCACACCGGGCUCAUGCCUGUCGGCCCCACCUGGUCCAUGCACACCUGCCACCCCUGACCUGUCAACCUUGCUCCAGGGCUCCCCACCCCUGCCUGCUCCCACUGGCCUGCAUCUUGUCCGGUGUUGACCUUUCUGUUUCAGUGACCCCUUGGCCCCGGGCUGGCGAGGAGUGGGGCUACUCUGUCCUGGGGCCUGAUCACUCCCAGCCCGCUGUGUAGGGUGGGGGCAGGGGCUCUUAAGCACAACCAUGUACAUAGUGAAGAAACACUAAUAGACGUAGGGUGGCUGGUCCCUCUGUGCUGCCAGGGUCUCCUGGGGCUCCUGCCCUCACCCAUGUGCAGACAGGGGUGGGGGAGACAGGGGCAGCAAAAGCUUCCUCCUGCUGGAGGAGGGGCACCGACUCAGCCCCAUGUACAGAUGCUCCAGCAGCCUCUUCCCCCAAGUUCCCCUUUUCCGUGAAAGUGAAGAAUUGGUCCGACUGUGUUUUUUAAAACCACCUCCUGUGUCCGCCCUGGGGCUACACCAGGUGGAGGAGUAGGAGGCACCACACCUGUGCAGGGCCCAGCUGUGUCCCACGUCUGCCCAUCUCGAUUAAAGGACUCCCUCGUGGUG